AUGGAAAUGAUGACAAUCCUAUUCUUCCAUCACCUUAUCUUUCAGAAUCAGCACAACUAUGGAUAUCUUGAAAUACUAUUAUUCUGAAUAGUUUAACAACGAAAGGAUUUUACAUCAGACGAAGUGAUUAAAGCACAUGCAUUUUGAAUUCAUAAUCAAUGAUUUACAUAGAUAUAAAACAGUAUUUUCUGAGUUUUAUCAGUGCAAGCUGAUAAAAACUUCCGGCUGACAGUGCGGUACAUUGCACGUUCCUGCGUCUCUAGGGCCGCACGAAAGGUAAGCACAUAUUUUCGCCACCAGGCGUCGCUCCGACAAGAUGGAACGGUGUGUGACAUGGUUCCUCCUCAGCUUGGUACCCUGGGUCCUGGAAGCCAAACUUACCUACAUAGCUAUACGGCUCCCUCUACAGGGUGACAGGGCGGUUCCCGGAGCACCUUGGCCUUUACCAAAAACAUGGGUAAACGACAGCGAGCGAUUUAAUCUGGAUUUGACAAGCUUCCAGUUUACAUCAUCCAUGAAGUCAUGUGAUAUAAUAUUGUCAGCCUUUGAUCGCUAUCACAAAAUAUUCAAUUUGGAGCGAAAAUCCUAUUCCUCGGGACCGGAAGAGAUUGUGACGUCACUGCAUGUUGUUGUUGAAGAUACUUCCUGUCCAGGAUACCCUAGUCCGGAUAUGGAUGAAUCAUAUAAUUUGACGGUGUCCACGAGUCCACGUCUCACAUGUGCGACAGUUUGGGGUGCUCUCCGAGGUUUAGAAACGUUCAGUCAGCUGAUAUAUAAUGAGGGAGAGGAAAGUUCACUCUUCAUCAACAAGACAACCAUAAUUGAUGAGCCUCGUUUUCGCUACAGGGGUAUUAUGUUGGACACUGCAAGACAUUUCCUUCCGAUGCCUAUUCUUCUAAAAAAUCUAGAUGCGAUGGCUUACAACAAAUUUAAUGUGUUUCACUGGCACAUCGUGGAUGACCAGUCAUUUCCGUAUGAAAGCGUAGUAUUUCCAAGCUUGUCAGAAAAGGGAGCGUAUUCUGGAAAACUGAUUUACACACAGGAAGACAUUAGACACGUCAUUCAGUAUGCCAGAUUACGGGGAAUCCGAGUCGUUCCGGAGUUUGACACACCUGGACAUACGCAAUCAUGGGGGGAAGCGUUCAAAUCUCUCCUGACUCCCUGUUGGGUGGAUGGAAAAGAAGGAGUUGCUAAACCAUUGUUCCACGGCGCGUACGAAAUAUUUGAUCCCUCCAGAGAAUCGACGUUUGAUUUUCUGCAGAAAUUUAUCGGCGAGGUUGUGGAGGUGUUUCCUGAUCAGUACCUCCAUCUCGGAAUGGAUGAAUCCUACCCUUCCUGCUGGAAGUCCAGUCCGAACAUCACUGCCUUCAUGAAGGAAAAUAACAUCACCACAUAUGUCCAGCUGAUGCAGUAUUACGUGACCAGAGUUCUGGACAUUGUCCAGAGCACCAACAAGAGUUACGUCAUCUGGCAGGAUCCCAUAGAGGAGGGCACCAAGGCUAGCCCUGACACCAUUGUGGAAGUAUGGCGGGGAAAUUCUACUGUCCCCUGGCAGAACUACAUGAGUGAGGUCUCUAAACAUGGCUAUAAGACUAUCCUCGCGUCAUGUUGGUAUUUAAAUUACAUCAGUUACGGUCAGGACUGGAAAAAGUACUAUCAGUGUGAACCGCUCAAUUUCACAGGGACCGCGGAGCAAUAUGACAAUGUCAUCGGAGGAGAGGUCUGUAUGUUUGCGGAGUAUAUCGACGGAACCAACCUUCUGUCCAGACUUUGGCCGCGAGCCUCUGCUGUAGCAGAACGUCUAUGGAGCAGACGUGACGUCAAAGACGUAGAAAGUGCAAAGUUCAGACUGGAUCAACAAAGAUGCCGAAUGUUAAAGCGAGGCAUUCCAGCCCAGCCGAUCUUGGACGGUUACUGUGGGGAUUAUGAGUUUGGAUUUCCGGGCAGCAAUGGUAUAUACGAGACAUCGGAGAAAAGACCACGGACUCCCCCCGCGGCGUCCUCGGCAGCAGGCGUCUUCCUCUCACUGUUGUCCGUGACCUUCAUUUCCUGUUUCUGCUUCAUGGUAUAAUGCCGACAUUUUUCUGUCCACAUACAUUAUCAGAUUACGAAGGAUUUUAAUUCCUACACCAGUUUGAUCAGUACAAUCACAUUUUGGAUUACAUCAAUGAGGAUACCGUAUAUAGGAGGAUUUUUCGAGGCGAAAUCACAAAAAUUUGCCGGAUAUGAAAGAGAACCAGAUUAUAUUGAGUCGUGAAUAAUCAUGUUAACAUUGCUCCUGAAUUAACAAAUGUACACAGUAUACAUGUGAACCGUUUGCACUUAUAGAAUACAUUUUAAAAAAUUAACAUUUGAUCGUCUAAUCGUCACUCUCGAUAUCGACUCGUGACCACUGGACUAUAUAAAGACCUCAGUUUUCACCUAAAUCUUAAUGUUCCUCUAUGGAUCAAAAGUGAGCUCGUCUAAACUGAAUGGCACCAGAGCCACAUGAGUGUUAACUUUCUGAAAAUAAAGACAUGGUCACCGCAGGAUUUUGUCUUCGUGUUUAGCUGUGCAGAGACUGUCUAUGUAUGUUACUAGUCCUCUCCUAUAACAAUAGAAAACAAACAGUGAUAUAUGUGAAUCAAGCUGGAAUAUACUGUAUGGCCCUCUCUAUGAUGUCAGAAAAUAGACCAAUCUAUUUUAAAUUCUGUCCAAAGCUUUCAAUAUUAUCCAUAUUUUGCUUUAGAAGUGAUAGUGCGCGGGCGUAAUUAAACAGUAUUUUUAAAUUCACAAACUUCAUUGAUGAUAUCAUUUUACACGGUACGUCAGUAAUGAUACAUUGUAUGUGAUCACGCAUGCGCUAUAUGUUUCCCAACCCAAAAUUUGCCGCGAAACGCUAUUUUGCUGCAAAUUGUAAUAUCUGGAAUAUAAGCAUUUGUGUUAUUCUUUGAUAUAUUAACAUGCCAAAACAAAUUAGAGUAUCUUCACAAUAUAUAAAAUCAAUCCAUCUUCAAUAUCCUGUAACUUUAUUGGGAGGUCAAAAGUCAUAAACGCGGAUUCCAAGCAUGCAAAGAAUUUGAUCAUGAAAAGAACAAGAAUGUAUCAGCAGCUCGGAAAUGAAGGCUUGCGCAGUUUCAUAUCACGCUUAUUUUGUUUUGUUGAAACACUAAUCUGUAUCCCUUUUGAUAUCUAUCAAAUCAUUCAACUUAUAUUAAGCCCUCCUUCAGCUUCGUUUCGACCGGUCAUCUUGAAAUUUGCGAAAUCUCUCUUUCAGAAUGAUGCCAUUAAUCUCCGUCAAUAGAUACACUUACAGUACAGAUACAGUAUCUCAAUGAUAUAGUGAACUAUCAUUCUGUUUCUGGGUCAUGUACUGAAACAAAGGGCUAUUUCUGCGUUUUAUAUAGUAAUUAUAUAGUUCUAUCAUAGAAUGUAAAUUAGAGGGCAGAAAUCAUUCAUUAUCGAACUUGGUUCUUUCUCUUAUGUCUGUAUAUAUGUAUUUAGAAUUCAGUCAGUUCAAUUUAGAGAACCACAUUACGUUUCUAAUUAUUCUAAAUCAUAUUGUUUGCAUAGGGGCUAAGCCUGUUUUGGGUCCGAACUCUGUGCAAACAAUUUGAUCAUAUUCUAUAUUCAUGGUAUCACCAGAGUUCGGACCCAAAACGGGCUUAUCCCCCGUGGUUGUUUGGAUGACAAAAAAGACAAAGCGAAAUAUUGUUUAUAAUUCUUGCCAAAGGACAAGGGACAGGUCGUCCCAAAAAUUGAACAAUCUGGUUGUUCGUGUCGUUGGUCAUUUUAAUGCUUUGUAUAUAUAUGUGUGUGUGUAUGUGUGUAUAUAUGUGUGUAUUAAAUGCAUGUAUGUAUGUGUGUAUUAUUAAAAUGAUACGUGAAAUAAACAAUCAAACGAAAAA
Ostrea edulis (European flat oyster) is the source of this 3887-nucleotide messenger RNA. Its product is annotated as beta-hexosaminidase subunit beta-like. Bases 317 to 2071 code for a protein of 584 amino acids. Gene Ontology annotation, molecular function: beta-N-acetylhexosaminidase activity. The record is from RefSeq and is a predicted model, not a curated record. The transcript has 13 exons. NCBI's taxonomy places the organism in Eukaryota, Metazoa, Mollusca, Bivalvia, Ostreida, Ostreidae. Gene Ontology annotation, cellular component: membrane. Gene Ontology annotation, biological process: glycosaminoglycan metabolic process; carbohydrate metabolic process; ganglioside catabolic process.